Lasiosphaeria miniovina is the source of this 636-nucleotide messenger RNA. RefSeq lists its product as uncharacterized. The transcript has a single exon. The record is from RefSeq and is a predicted model, not a curated record. Bases 1 to 636 code for a protein of 211 amino acids. NCBI's taxonomy places the organism in Eukaryota, Fungi, Ascomycota, Sordariomycetes, Sordariales, Lasiosphaeriaceae.
AUGCGCGCGUCCCUCGCCGCCGCCGCGUUCUCUGCCGCCGCCGCCGCGUUCUCUGCCGCCGCCAACCUCGCGCACCUGACGUCGCUAGACCUCUUCUGGGGCGACUCGGACGCGCUGGAUGAGGAGUUCGCCCCGGGCAGCUUCGUCCUCUCCGCGGCACGGAAACAGCAACAAGACGACCUCGGCACCGCCCUACGCAGCCUCGCGCAGCUCCCGACACUGCGCCGCCUCGACCUUGGCGGGUGCCUUGUGCUCGGACCCGAGUUCUUCGAGGCCGAUGCCAGCGACACGUCCAUCUGGCCGGCCCUGACAAGCCUUUCGGUGGUCAUGUCCGCGACGACGCCCGACGGGCGCUGGUACUUUACGGGCGACCCUGCCAACGCCGGCGAGACAGGCUCGGACCACGCUGAAUCGCCUGCCGCGUUCGACUCGGCCGACCCGGACGCGUCCGACUACGCGCCCGAGUUCGCGUGGGACCGCGCCGUGGGCCGCGGCGCCGGCUUGGCGCGGCGCUCGACCCGGCCAUGGCCGCGCUCCUCGAGUCGAGCGGAGAGGGGGGUGUCUGUAUUUCGUGCGGGGGCCGCGGCCGCGGCUGGGCGCUUUGAGGGCUUAGAGCUAGACUGUGAUGGACUGUGA